Molecule: messenger RNA, 1702 nt
Organism: Aptenodytes forsteri (emperor penguin)
Lineage: Eukaryota; Metazoa; Chordata; Aves; Sphenisciformes; Spheniscidae
Gene: NFU1
Product: NFU1 iron-sulfur cluster scaffold
Exons: 10
Coding region: 101-799 (232 amino acids)
Biological process (GO): iron-sulfur cluster assembly
Cellular component (GO): mitochondrion
Molecular function (GO): iron ion binding; iron-sulfur cluster binding
Source: RefSeq, a predicted model, not a curated record
UAUGAUCGGCCUUUGGGGCUGAUAAAGCGAUGCCAGCAGCUGGGACACGGACAGCGGGGCCUCAUCACCCUGGAAUGUGCUGCAAUGGUUCUGUCGUACGAUGUUAAAAGAUCAUAAUUUGACAACUCAACAGUCUUUCCACCACCUUGCACCAAAGAAACCAUUUCUUCCAUCUGCAGUAUGGCAUAAUGCAGUAAGAGGCAUGUUUAUUCAAACUCAGGACACACCAAAUCCAAAUAGUUUGAAGUUUAUUCCAGGGAAGGAAGUUCUGGAGUCGAGGACUAUGGAGUUUUCCACACCAGCUGCAGCAUUUUGCUCACCUUUAGCAAGGCAGUUAUUCAAAAUUGAAGGAGUUAAAAGUAUUUUCUUUGGACCAGACUUCAUCACAGUCACCAAGGAGAGUGAAGACCUGGAUUGGAACUUACUGAAACCAGAUAUUUAUGCAACUAUAAUGGAUUUCUUUGCCUCUGGCUUACCUGUACUUACUGAAGAGGCACCUAGGACUGAUACAGCUGCAUCAGAAGAUGAUGAUGAAGUUGUACUGAUGAUUAAAGAACUGCUGGAUACAAGAAUAAGGCCGACAGUGCAAGAAGAUGGUGGUGAUGUUAUUUAUAAAGGCUUUGAGGAUGGGAUUGUGCAGCUGAAGUUGCAGGGUUCGUGCACCAGCUGUCCCAGUUCCAUCAUCACCCUGAAGAACGGGAUACAGAACAUGCUCCAAUUCUACAUCCCUGAAGUGGAAGGCGUGGAACAGGUUGUUGACGACGACGAUGACGUGGAGAAAGAAGCAAAUUCUACCUGAGCUAGCAUCAUCUAUGGCCAAAUAAGUAUUUACUUCUUGGUUGCCAAAGAGUGCAGCGUAUGUGUAACUUGGCUGCCCUGGCUGAGCGAGGGAAGACGUGGCAGAGCAGAACACGUUCCAGUUUUAGAGACUAUGGGAAGAGAAAUAUUUAUUGUUCUGAAAUUGAAAUACGUAAAUCAGGCUUUGCGAGUACUUCUGUUUACUUGUGCAUGUAAGGCUUAAUUUCUUCCUGGUGCCUAGCUUUAGCAGAUGGCUUUGCUACCAGAAAUACUAUUUCUUCUUUGUGCUGCCACAGUCGAGCUGGGUUUGCGGUCAUUAUUUGGCUUAUGGUUAUAGUAGUGUUCCCUGUGUGCAAGGAUUUGACAGCCUCUGGCAUGUUCUCCUCUUUCACUCCUUGCCAGUGUAAUUCCACUGAGUCCCUAAAUGGGAUCAAUUAAGUCAGUGGAGAAUCUUUUAUAUAGCAUGCCGAUCAGCAUGUAGUAGCCAUAAACUUCAUAUUACUUGUUAGAAAUUUGAAAAUAAAUAUUUUAGCAAAAUAUUUCUUCAGCUUUCAUGGAGAGUAAUAACCUACAGUCAUUUAAAUUACCGACUCAGGAUUUGGAAAUGAGUUUGAAAUUACCAUGUUUUCUUUACCCUGUCAUGAAGUACGCAGUGCCUGAUCUUACAAGUAUAUCGAUGACAAAAUUCCCCUCGAGGUAGGCUCAGACUAUCCAAAAGAGAAGUUGUGCCAACGUUAUCGCCAUGUUGUUCUUUGUCAGCAAACCAUAGAAUGGCGAGUAAUGUUUCUGGUUACUCAAAAAUACAGCUUUUUAGGCCUGAUUUGUCAAUUUAAUGCACUAUAUAAGCCAAAACUUAAACAGCAAAGUAGCUGGUUUGUGUGUUAAAUAAAAUGUAUCUCUUAAA